AAACCUUUCGUUUCAGUUUCGUUUCAGCGUAAUGGCGGUACCCAUGUGUCGGCAAAGCAUCCGAGCUGUCCUUCAUUCAGCGCGUGAUUGUUUAUUUAACAAACAUCGUGAUGUGAAUUCGCGAUGCCGAGUCCAGUGAAAUACGUACCAAGGUGUUAGUGACAGAUAUUUCAGCUGCUCUCUUUCUCGGUUAGUGCUCGAUCAAAAUCUGUGGCAGGUGAUCCGCGGGCGACAGAGGUAUGGUUCCUCCGGCGCAACUCCGAGCUAUAAUCAGGCGUCGGGCAGCGUCGAAAUCACAGAAAGAAGGCAGCGGUGGCAAGACUCGGAAAAGAGAUUCCAAACAAUCGGCGAGCGAGGCGUCGUCGUCUUCGACAGCGUGCGCUUCUAACAAAAGGAAAGGGCUGGCAGGCGGAGACUUCACGAACAUCAAAAACAGACUGUGCUCCCGGUUCGGUGCGGCAUCGCGUCAAGCCGACUCCACGGUGACCAAAGAAAGCGAUGACGCGCUCGGCGAAAGCGACGGUGCGGGAAGCUCGAAACCAACCAGCUACACGCCGCUUGAGAGUCAAGUCGUGGCGAUCAAGCAGCGGCAUCCCAACACUGUCCUGCUGGUUGAAUGCGGAUAUCGUUUCCGAUUUUUCGGAGAAGAUGCGGAGUUGGCUUCCCGUGAGCUUUGUAUCAUGUGCCAUCGAGACCACAACUUUAUGACAGCCAGCAUUCCUGUCCACCGUCUGGGUUUCCACGUGGAACGCCUUGUGUCUCGUGGCCACAAAGUAGGCAUAGUCCGUCAGACUGAGUCGGCAGCACUCAAGUCGGUUGGAGCGUCGAAGUCUACCGUGUUCACUCGUGAACUGACGGCACUGUUCACCAAGUCGACCUUGAUUGGGGAAGAACUCUCAACAACAGGGUGUGAAGACCCAACCAAGGGAGGAUACUUGGUGUCUAUAUGUGAGGCCGAUUGUGCGACCCCCGAUCACUUACUUGUCGGGGUUGUGGCAGCCCAGCCAACUACGGGAGAAGUUCUGUACGACACAUUUGAAGAGAGUGCAUCUUCUUGUGAACUGGAACAGAGGCUCGAGAGUCUUCAACCUGUUGAGAUUGUUUUCUCCGAGAAGUGCCACCCCAUGUUGGAGAAGACAGUGUGCAGCUUCACGAGCACGAGUCGUGAUGGUGUCCGUUUGGAGCGACUCCCACCGGAUUACUUCAAGCUGUCUCCUAGCUUAGAUGCCCUGACCACCUUGUACUCUGGCAACGACAAGCAUUCAUCGAGUAUUGCCCAGCUAGCGGCAAUCCCGCCAGUCGUCAUCUGCUGCUUGGGAUCUCUCCUCGAAUACCUGAAAGCAUUCAAACUGGAGGAAAUCCUCAGGGAUGUGAGCAAUUUCACUCCCAUGUCCAGCGGCUGUCGCAAAAUGGAUCUCACGGCAGCAACGCUGCGGAGGUUGGACGUGUUCCGUAACUCGGCGGAUGGCACAGUGAAAGGCAGCUUGUUCGGCCACUUGGACCACACUUUGACAGCCUUUGGCCGCCGCAUGCUUUUCUCAUGGAUAGGACAACCGCUGGCAGACUUGGAGUUGAUCAAGGAACGUCAGGAUGCUGUUUCGAGCAUACUUUCCCUGGGAGCCAAGAGUCUUCCCGAACUUAGAAAGUUUCUCUCAAGAAUGCCCGAUGUUCAGCGAGGACUUUGUGCAAUUUUGCACCAGAAGGUGAAGCCGUCUGAUCUUGUGGAAAUACUGUCUGCCUUGUCCCGGGCGCAAAGGCUCUUCAGUGCACUCAGCACAAACUUUUCGCUGGGCAUCACGAGUACUGCACUGAGGAAUUGCUUUGUCAACAUUGCCAAGCUCUUGAGAGAUGUUGACAGCCAUCUUGAAUGCUUGGACGUCAAUUCAGCCAAGCGUGAUGACAUGGCUACACUCUUCAAGGACUUGUCUGACUAUCCUGACCUCUUGAGGUGCCAUGAGGAUGUCUUCAACAUUGAGGAGAAGCUCCUUUCACUUCGAAAGGAUAUUGCUGUGAAGCUUGGAGUUGCCACGUUUGACUACAAGUCAGUCAAUGGAUUGCCGUAUCUUGUUGAAGUGCCUGUCAAGAAUAUUUCGGCAAUACCUCGGGACUGGUUCAAAAUAAGCUCGACAAAGGCUGUAAGCAGGUUUCGGCCACCUGUGGUCGAGUCUCUCUACAAAGACCUGUGCGUUGCCAAGGAAGUGGCGCUGAUGCAAAGCCGCAAGUCCUGGGUUUCUUUCCUGGAGAAGCUGAGUGUGAGGUACACAGACUACCAGCAGGCGGUGAAGAGCAUAGCCACGGUGGACUGCUUCUUGUCCCUGGCCGAGACUGCUUCCCAGGCUGGAUAUUGCAGGCCACAAAUGCUGCCCAAGGAUCCGGCAACAAUCCGAAUUGUCCAGGGAAGGCAUCCAGUGCUGGAGCUGAGUUCCGCGCAGCAGCAGUACGUGAGCAACGACACUGAUCUCAGUGAGACUAUGCGCUGUUGCAUCAUUACUGGUCCCAACAUGGGCGGCAAGAGCUCGUACAUGCGCCAGGUCGCCCUUGUUGUCAUCAUGGCACACCUCGGGUCCUACGUGCCUGCCGAAUCAGCAGCCAUCAGCCUAAUCGAUGGCAUCUACAUCAGAAUGGGCGCUGAGGAUGACAUCACUCGCUGGAGAAGCACGUUCCUCAGCGAAAUGCUGGAAACAACAGAGAUCCUGGACAAAUGCACCAAUCACUCCUUGGUCAUCUUGGAUGAGUUGGGUCGAGGCACUGCCACACACGAUGGCACAGCCAUUGCCUGGGCUACGCUUCGUCACAUCGUGGAAGAGAAGCGGUGCCUGGUCUUGUUUGUAACGCACUACCCACCAGUUACACAGAUGAAAAAUUUAUAUCCCAACAACAUUGUGAACUGCCACACAGCUUUUGAUGUGGACCAUGAAGAUGCAGUGACAUUUUUGUAUAGUCUACAGCCUGGCGCUGCUGAGAAAAGUUAUGGACUCAAUGUUGCCAGACUUGCGAAGAUUCCAGAGCAAGUCGUCAUGCGUGCACGUGAGAAGGCGACAGAGCUGCAAGAAGUGAUGAAGGCCAAGGAAGAACUUCAGCUACACAAUUCAUAGCGAAGGCCCUGGAUAGCAAGAACAUUCUGUAAAUAAGCUCUUGUGAUUGUCACGUUACUUGUACAGUUGUCUUGUUUGCUUCCAAAUGGACGUCCCUACGCUUGUUUGUCCCACCUGUUCUUUUUGUUAGUACUGAGCAGUUGUGAAGGAGUUGUCUGUGGUUGUAAAAACUGACAACAAUGUGCAUGCUAGGGUGACAGUUUAAGUACCUUUGAUGCUUUAAUAAAACCUCGCUGGAUGAUAA
This is a messenger RNA of Dermacentor albipictus, 3339 nucleotides long. RefSeq names its product DNA mismatch repair protein Msh3-like. Gene Ontology annotation, molecular function: ATP-dependent DNA damage sensor activity; mismatched DNA binding; ATP binding. Gene Ontology annotation, cellular component: nucleus. Gene Ontology annotation, biological process: mitotic recombination; mismatch repair. NCBI's taxonomy places the organism in Eukaryota, Metazoa, Arthropoda, Arachnida, Ixodida, Ixodidae. The record is from RefSeq and is a predicted model, not a curated record.